Molecule: messenger RNA, 5134 nt
Organism: Lytechinus pictus (painted urchin)
Lineage: Eukaryota; Metazoa; Echinodermata; Echinoidea; Temnopleuroida; Toxopneustidae
Product: PRKR-interacting protein 1 homolog
Exons: 8
Coding region: 69-2084 (671 amino acids)
Biological process (GO): negative regulation of protein kinase activity
Cellular component (GO): nucleolus; nucleus
Molecular function (GO): DNA binding; protein kinase binding; double-stranded RNA binding
Source: RefSeq, a predicted model, not a curated record
GUACAUGCAUAUAUGCAGUAAAUUCGUACGGUAUAUAGUAUAUACGGCGCUGCUACAAGUUUUCAAUCAUGGCCAACAAUCCACCAGCGGAGACUGACCUCGCCAAGAAAAAGAAUUUCCGUAAAAAUAAUGACGACCCUUUGGUUCUUCCGAAGAGUGCAGCAGAUAAACAGCGUAUGCAGAUCGAAAAGCUGAUGAGAAAUCCAGAGAAACCAGUGUUCAUCCCAGAUGCAAAGAAGCAAUGGACACCGAGAGCUCCUGCUGAGUUUGUCAGAGAUGUCAUGGGAUCUAGUGCUGGAGCUGGGAGUGGAGAGUUUCAUGUUUACCGUGGAUACCGUCGUCGUGAGAACGCCAGACAAGCUUUUAUCCAGAACAAGGCAGAAAAGGAUGGACAGGAUCGUGAAUACCAUGAGAAGUUAGAAGAAAAUCAGAAACAAGCUGAUCAGAAGACUGCCAAGAAACGUGCCAAAAGCUUCUGCAGUAAGAAGACACCAUACACCAUGUCCCCUGUGCAUAGACGUCAGGCUUUAAGCAUAGAAACAAAGAUGGACAUUCUUGAUGCUGUUGAGCGUGGUCAAAGAAAAACUGACGUUGCCAGAGAGUACAACCUUCCUUCCAGCACACUGUCAUCAAUCUUAAAGAACAAAGAGAAGAUCAAAGAACACUUUGAUUCUUCAAAGAUCAGACCGUCAAGGAAAAGAAUUCGCUUAACAGACCUUGAGGACUUGGAAGAAGCUGUGGUUAGAUGGGUAAAUGAUAGGAGAUCCAAGAACUUAAAAUGCACUGGUCCCCUCAUUCGAAAGAAGGCUCUCCUCCUUGCCAUAACGCAGGGCCGCCAUGACUUUGUAGCCAGUACCGGGUGGUUAAAUCGGUUUAAAGAAAGGAAUUCAAUCAAACUAUUGCCCCAGAAUGAAGUAUGGAUGGAUGAUGCUUUGCCAAAUAAACUUGGAAAAUACAAGGCUAGAGAUAUCUUCAGUGCAGAUGAAACAAGCAUUUUUUAUCCCACGGUACAGAAUAGAAUAAUAAUGAUCAAAGGCAAACAAUAUCUUGGAGCAAAGCAAGACAUGGAGCAAUUAUCUGUUGUGGUCUGUGCCAAUAUGGAUGGUAGUGAAAAGCCAAAGCCUUUAGUGAUUCAGAACCCAAGGGACCCUUCCUCAUUUCAUUUUUCACCAGAUCAUCAGGUGAACAAAAAGGUGUGGACCGAGACAGAUGUGUUUAUUUCAUGGGUGAAAAAGCUUGACAAUAUAUUUUCUGCUUGCGGCCGCAAAAUACUCCUGUUCAUAAAUGAUUGUUCUACCCGUCCCCAUAUCCCAGAUCUUCAGUCUAUCAAGUUUGAAUUCAUCCAAUCCAAGAAGACUCUUAAUCCUAAUCCGAUGGGCCAGGGGGUAAUAACAAACUUCAAAAAACACUAUGACCGACGACUGGUCAGUUACCGUGAUACCCUUGAGUGUGGAGAGUCAUCGGCAUCAUUCUCUGUGAAAGAUGCUACUGAUAUGAUAUAUUGGGCCUGGCAGCAAGUUACUUCAAAUUGCAUCAUUCAAAGUUUUGAGAAGGCACAUUUCUUGGUUGGUGCCAUCGACUCUAGCCUGAUCGACUCUGAUGUUGACAAAGAAGUUGAUAUUGAAGGGGUCCCUGGCCCUUCUUGUCGUUCAGACAAUAUCCAUGAGAGGAUGAAAAUGGGAUGUGAAAUGUCUAACAUAUCUCCAAACAAAGAUGACGAAACAUUGAACGAAGAGAAGGACCAGACGUGUCUCGAGAAGAUUAUGCAGUCUUCAAUAUUUAGUGUGUUCACCCCGGCAAACGAAUAUCUGUUGUGUACUGCUGCUUCAUCUGAUGAAGAACUUGUGAAAGUUGAAGAUAUUGUUUCUGAUAGUUCUGACAAUGAAGAGGCAUCAGAUGUCACAGUUCUAUCACCCCCACCUUCAUUCUCUGAGGUCAUAAACUGCUUGCAACGUGUGAAAGAGUUUCUUUAUAGCAAACAAGAGUCAAGUGACGAACAUUAUGAUGCUGUUACAUGCUUGGAAAAACACAUCUUGAAAUACAGAGACAGUAGUACCCCUGUUCAGAAUAAGGUUAAAGCAUAAACAAAAAUUGCAAGCGAAGAAGAAAAAGGAAGAAAAAGCCAAAAGAAGAGCAGAAGAGGGCAAGGAGGGGAGUGAAGACGAAAGCGAUGAAAGUGCGAGCGAAAGUGACAAGGAAGGAAAGGAAGAUGAUGCAGAGGAUAACUGCUUUGUGAUUGGAGGAAAAUGAGAGGAAGGAAUCCUGUUGCUGUAUGCUCAUAGGUGAUAUGUUAAAGACUGAUAUAUGAAAGAUCCACUGCAUUGAGAUACAACCAACAAUCGUAUUAAAGUUUGCUCUGAAUACUGUGCUACACAGAUCAAAACUUGAUGAGUCACUGCAAAGGCUUUAAAGGUGAUGCUAUUGAAUUAGCAGUUGAACAUACUGAUGAAGGAGAGAUUGACCAUAUUGAGAUACAACCAUUGAUCUGAUGCCUGUGCAGAUACCUGUUGUUGGUCUAGGGAGGUCCAAAGUUGAUAUAGACUUAUGGGACUGAGCAGUUGAACACCCCCUGUAUAAUGGAAGAUGGAUUGAUGAGCAAAAUAUCCACCAUAUUGAAAUACAAUCAACAAGUUGAUGUUUGACUGUAUCUACUGUUCGGCAAAGGGCAGUAAAACCUGACAAAGGGCUGCAGUUCUGGUAUUAUAUGGUGCUAUGAACUGAGCACUUGAAAGUGAAAUUUGACUAGCGAUGUCUGGUGUGAUUAAGUGUAUAGAUGAAAGUGAAAGGCGAGGUUGAAUACUGAAUUCUGUCUGCUGGACCGAAAAUCUCAGGGGAAAUCUGCAAACUACAUUGGUAAUCUGCAACUUGAUAAUGUCAAUAGGGAACUGUUCCUUUGUUAGAGGAUGUAUUUUGUUCUGAAAAGAAAAUACUGCAAUCUGCAAAAUUAAAUUGUAUUAUCUCAUAUUCAGGUGUGCAGUAUAUUCCAUUAUCAUCUAUAUUAAGUGCUCUAGCGAUGCAGCAAAAACAUGUAUUUUGGUCUGCAUCAAUUGCCCGUGCAGUAUCAGAGCAUAUCCCUAAAAAGGACCGAAAUCCGACGAAUAUCCCAUAGGCUCCUGUACAAAAUUUGCUGUUGAAUAUUAGAGCAUAUUCAACAGUUUCAUGUGCAUGCGCGAAUGCAUGAAAUAUACAACGCGUACAACAAUGAAAGCAAUGCGAUGCACAACAUAGAGCACAAUUAUGCUUGAUGACGUCAUAACGAGCUACAUGCAAGUCGCAUGUCGACGACCAAAAUUGAUCCUAUGAAGUGAUGAUGGCAUAAUGUGAUAAGUGAUCUAUGACUUGUUCAAUCGAAUUGCUCCCUCUUUUUUUUUUGGGGGGGGGUGGAAUAGAUGAUAAUAAUUAUAUUGGAUGGCUUUAUAUCAUGAAAUACCAGAAAUAUUCCACUCAUCUGCGAUUCGGGGAAUAUUUACCCAAACUCUUGGAAUAUUUUUGGUAUUCUAUUCUGAGCCACCCAAUAUAAUAUGAUUAAAGAGAUCACCAUAGAAUCAUAUAUGCACAUCAUUUUUAUGGGGUAUGCACAAAAAUGAUAAACAUCCCAUGUAUAAUGAUAAUAUGUAUGGAAAGACUGAUAUUUUCACUUGAAGUGUAUGAUUUUUUGAUGGCAUUAUUUUUUACCAUUAUCUGUGGCUUAUACAAAAAAAGAACCUAUGUGUUAAUUUUAAAAUACUGGUAUUAUAAAAUUAAGAAAGACAUGUUAUGCAGAAGAGAUCAUGAUUCCACUUUUAGUGUAGCUAUUGAGGGGUGGUCAGGGGCUGUGUACGAAUAAUCCUCGCAUGUUAAUCUAUCGGGUUGACGGUAGUACUUGCGGUAAGUCUCGGGUGAGCUGUUUCCACAAGGGGUUAAUGAUGUAAUGCUUCAGCAGAUAUGCAGUAGCUUGUUUGUUUGUGUAAUUAUAUAUGAAGGAGUGUCUUACAGAACUAUGUAGUUGCCUACCUGAAAAGUAUACUGCAGUGUCAGUGGUAGAUGGUUGUAAGUAUGAAGUAUUUCAUGCUGAGAGCCAAGAGGGUGUUAGCUGGUUGCAUUGCUCCCGAGUUAUGAGUUAGUGUCCUGGAUGUUUGCAAACAUAGUCGACAUGUUAAGAAUACUUGUGUGUGUAUAAUAUCAUUAGCUUGAGGUACCUUUAGAGCAAUGCUUUAUAGAAACUUUUACCUACCUACAAGUUCAAGCUAUUAUGCAGAGUUCCCUGUUAAAUUGAGACAUAUCUUGAGAUAUAUGUGAAUUCAAGAAAUAAUCGUGUCAAUUUUGUUAUAUAUUGUACAGUAUACAAAUAAUGAAUGUUUAUGAGUGCAAUGGACAGAAUACUUCAUGAGGUGAAAGAUGACAUGAUCCAUUCAUUAUUUCAUCUUUCACCGAAUGAAGUAUUCUGUCCAUUGCACGAAUGAAAAAACAUUCAUUAUUUGGUUUAUAUGACACCUAAAUUUUUUUAUUCAUAUGAAAUUUAUGAAUUUCAAUGCAGAACACGCUCAUGCAGUGCGAGUUCGGUCUGUUGAUUGUAACGUCAUUACAAUAUGCGCACUGCUGGUGCCUGCAGCUGCAGUCUCGGUGCGUGCAAUGGACAAAAUCGUAUGGAUCCAAAAUUGCACGAUGAAUGGAUCUAAAAUUGCACGGUUGAUGACGUCAUUGCAAAAUGGGCUGAAUGAACGAUAUCAAACAAACCAAUCAAAUCACAAGGAUCUAUGUAUCUAGGUGUCAUAUAAUAUGAUUUAUGAUGGAUGCACUGUAUUGCCCAAAGAUGAUAUUUCCAUAAGAUUUUUUUAAAGAAUGCCUGUAACUGUAGAAAUGCAGUUGAUUAUUCUAGAAUGCAUUACAUUGUAUUUUAAUGACUAUGCCCUAUGUGCAACUUUUAUGACAACAGAAAUCGAAGGCAAAAUUUACUUGCAUGUAUAUGAUGUAAAUAACACACGUUUGCAUAUUCUGGCCUGAAAAAAUACUUUGAUAAGCGAUUGUUUAAUUCAUGGAAGGUUGAUUUGAGCAGUCUAUUACCUGUUUUUUCCAUUUAAUGAUUGUUGACUAGAAAGAAAUUCUUUGACAGGCUGAAUAUAUUGUAGAUUUCUUAAUAAAUGAUUUUAUACGA